This is a messenger RNA of Symbiodinium sp. CCMP2592, 444 nucleotides long. The record is from the annotation of a GenBank genome assembly. Lineage: Eukaryota; Dinophyceae; Suessiales; Symbiodiniaceae.
AUGGAGGGCCAAGACAAUGCACUCGUCUCCAAGAGAUUCUGCCGUGGCUUGGCGGCCAGUGUUUUCGUCAUGUGCAAUCUGGAGCUGGAGGAUGUGCGAGCCCUUGCUCGGAAGGGCUUGGUCGAUUUGGCACACUGCAUUGGGCACAUGCAGGAGCUGACCGUAUGGCAGGAGGUUGCGGAGUUCUUGUCUUUUUGGGCUGGGGUCUUGUCAGUGGCAGUGCCGGCUUUCUCGAACGUAGAUGAUUCGGGUAGCUUUGCAUGGCCUGCUAAGUUUCCUCCGGUGGGCAAGUUUUUCGUGGCACCUCAUGAGAAUCUUCCGGUUCCAAAACUUUUGGAAAAGUUCACGAUCGAAGAAGAGGGAGACAUGUUCAACGGCCUUGUUUCUUCCAUCGACUUGGUGCAGCAGCUUCUUGUUCACGUCCCCGAGGAGCUGAGCGACUAG